Tachysurus vachellii is the source of this 2521-nucleotide messenger RNA. It is a transcript of the gene mlh1, whose product is annotated as mutL homolog 1, colon cancer, nonpolyposis type 2 (E. coli). Gene Ontology annotation, biological process: mismatch repair. The transcript has 19 exons. The record is from RefSeq and is a predicted model, not a curated record. The coding region runs from base 159 to 2312 and encodes 717 amino acids. Lineage: Eukaryota; Metazoa; Chordata; Actinopteri; Siluriformes; Bagridae. Gene Ontology annotation, molecular function: ATP binding; mismatched DNA binding; ATP-dependent DNA damage sensor activity. Gene Ontology annotation, cellular component: MutLalpha complex.
AGAAGAAGAAGAAGAAGAACGACACGACGAGAAAAGAAGAAGACGAAGACAACAACAGAUUAUAUACAAUGGUUGACGUAUGAAAACAUUAUUAUCUUUCGGUCGUUCUCUAAUUGCCUUCUAAUUCGCACAUAUCGAGACAGCGGCUGUAAGGCGUCAUGGCCGGCGUGAUCCGGAGGCUGGAUGAGACCGUUGUGAACCGCAUUGCUGCUGGAGAAGUCAUUCAACGACCUGCUAAUGCGAUUAAAGAAAUGAUUGAGAAUUGCCUGGAUGCAAAUUCCACCAACAUUCAGGUGAUUAUCAAAGAAGGGGGAAUGAAGCUGAUCCAGAUUCAAGAUAAUGGCUCUGGAAUUAGGAAAGAAGACCUGGAAAUUGUUUGUGAGCGUUUUACAACAAGCAAGCUUCAAACAUUUGAGGAUCUUGCAUCGAUUGCAACUUAUGGUUUUAGAGGAGAGGCACUUGCCAGCAUAAGUCAUGUAGCCCAUGUUACCAUUACCACAAAAACAGCAGAUGCAAAAUGUGCUUACCGAUCAUGCUACUGUGAUGGGAAACUGAAAGCCCCACCUAAGCCUUGUGCUGGAAACCAAGGGACACUGAUCACAGUAGAAGAUCUGUUCUAUAAUGUGCAAACCCGAAGGAAAGCCCUCAAAAGCUCCAGUGAAGAAUAUGCCAAGAUUGUGGAAGUUGUCAGUAGAUAUGCCAUUCACAAUUCUGGGAAAAGCUUUACGGUCAAAAAACAAGGAGAGGUGGUGGCUGAUGUGAAGACUUUUGCCAAUGCCUCAGUUUUGGACAAUAUUCGUUUGGUGUUUGGGGUAGCUUUAAGCAGGGAGAUGAUAGAAGUGGGUUGUGAAGAUCAAAAGCUUUCUUUCAGAAUGAACGGUUAUACCUCAAAUGCCAACUACUCGGUCAAGAAGUGUAUCCUCAUCCUGUUCAUCAAUCAUCGUUUAGUGGAAUCUAGUGCCUUGAAGAAGGCAGUUGAGACAGUCUAUGCAGCAUAUCUUCCCAAAAACACACAUCCUUUUCUUUAUCUCAGUUUAGAAAUUGCACCUUACAAUGUUGAUGUGAAUGUGCAUCCCACCAAACAUGAAGUGCACUUCCUUCAUGAAGACUGCAUCAUUGGAAGCAUUCAGAAACACAUUGAGAGUAAACUACUUGGCUCCAAUUCCUCCCGUACUUAUUUUACACAGACUUUACUUCCUGGACUCUCAGUAUCUGUCAGCGAAGUAAAAAGCAGUUCAGAAGCUGACCCCACUGAGCGUGUCUGUGCCAAUCAAAUGGUGCGAACUGACAGCAAGACACAAAAACUAGACGCUUUUUUACAGCCAGCAAAUAAACUUUCUUCAGUUCCUUGCCUUAUAACAAGUCAACCAAGCCCUGUACCAGCUACUAUUCAUUUUAAAGCAAUAAUGAAUGAAGGUCCUAAGGAGUGUCUGGUCAGUGCCACAAAUGACAUGCAGACUGAUAUCCAGUCAGAGGCUCCCAUGAGGAAACGGCCCCAUGUUGAUGUUGAUGAGGAAAAGGCGGAUGCGACAAUAGCCUGUACUGCAUGGAGAAGGGUCAUCAGGCUAACCAGUGUGAAGGAACUUCAAAAUGAAAUCACAGAACAAACCCAUAAAGGUUUGCAGGAGAUACUACAUAAUCAUUCAUUUGUAGGAUGCAUCAAUCCCCAGUGGUCUCUAGUCCAACACCACACUAAACUGUAUUUGUUAAACACCACCAGGCUCAGUCAGGAGCUGUUUUACCAGAUUUUGACGUUUGAUUUUGGUAACUUCGAUGUUCUUUGGUUGUCGAAUCCAGCCCCUCUUUAUGACCUUGCCCUCAUGGCACUGGACUCAGAAGAGAGUGGCUGGACAGAGGAGGAUGGCCCUAAAGAAGGACUGGCCCAGUAUAUAGUAAAUUUCUUGAAGAAAAAAGCUGAAAUGUUGGACGAUUAUUUCUCCAUCAAAAUAGAUGAGGAAGGGAAUCUGACUGGUCUUCCACUUCUGCUGGAUAAGUAUAGUCCUGCAAUGGAAGGACUGCCAUUGUUCAUCCUGCGCUUAGCCACAGAGGUGAACUGGGACAGUGAAAAGGAUUGUUUCCAUGACUUCAACAAAGAAUGCAGUUACUUUUACUCCAUAAGAAAAGAGUACACACUGGAGCCAGAGGCAGGAACAGACCAUGUAGAUGCAGAGCUGAGCUGGCAGUGGAAGGUUGAACACAUUCUCUUCAAAGCAAUGCGCUCACUCAACCCACCAAAACAGUGUAGUGAAGAUGGCAGUGUCCUCCAUAUAGCCAAUCUUCCUGACCUCUAUAAAGUGUUUGAGAGAUGCUAAAAACCCACUGUUAGUUUAAUAUAUUUGUAAUAUGAUGUGUGUUAAGCUGUUUACCUACAUUAUUCAUAUCCAUAUUCUGUCAUCAUAUUUGAUGGGCUUUGUUACUUGAAUUUUGGCUUUUGAUAAUUCAUAUUUGUAUUCAGAUGUUUAUACUUUAAGAAAAUUUCAAUUUCUAAUGUUUAAAAUCAAUAAACAUUUUAUUAACAAUU